UGUCGCUCGGGAAGCCUUGUCGAAGUGAUGUGGGUGACACAGUAAACGCAUCUCGCGGUUUCUUGUAAUACACACCGGGACCAAAGAUGAAUCGGGGCUUCAUCCGACCUCCCAAACCAAUCACAAUCACAGGAUCGAAGCAGUUCGAUGAACAGGGCGUCAUUCCCAUCACAGCUAAGCGAACUGGGGACAUCAACGAGCUGCGGAACAAAUGUGGCUACACACUUCCAAAUGUCAAUCAAAUAGCCGGAUGCAAGUUCAGCAGCAGAUUGCGCCCCACUCCGACGUUGCCGAAGGCGGAUUUUUGGCAUAAUUACGGCACAGCGCCACCUGCCGUUCGACAUCUCUUCACGGGCCGUCUUCCUCUGAAAUUCUUCACAGAUAUCUGUUAUGGAAGAUGCGACAGCACAUCGUUGCGCAAUUGCAUAACCGCCCAAAAAACCGCCCCUAAAACACAGAGAGAGAGAGAGCUGUGGGAACCAAAGCGGGAGGUACAGAGUGCGUGUCGAAGAAGCAGCAUCUCUAUACAGGAGGCUCGUCUACGUCACAAACAACGCAUGGAACAGAUUCAGGAGAGGGCGCACCAGCACCUCAAACAGGUAGAGGCUGUGCUUCUACGUCAUAUGGAGAUUGAGGACAGGGGGGCAAGCAUCUACUUUAAGAAGAUGGAGAGAGAAUCCAACAGAAUGAUGGAGAAAUGGAAGAAGAAGAAACCAGUGCAGGACAAGAGCCCUACCCCCCAUUAACACUGAUUUGCAUCAUCAAACGUUUUAUCCAAAACUGGAACGGUGAUUAGUUCGUGGGGAAACGAACCCGGAUUCUGAUGAAGAUUAAUAUUCGAACAUCGGAUAUAGGAUAUUUGUGAGAAGAUAUAUCUCAUUACGAUAAAAUAUAUAUCAUUGCGAGAAGAUAUAUUUUGAUUUUGUAUUCAAGUUUUUGUACAUGUUUGUAUUUUGUUUAAUGUGUUUCUUUUUUUACAUGUCGGCCGCCGAAAUGAAUAAGUAUUUCAAACAUCGAGAGAUUGUUUAAUUGUAUAUUCCUCUGUACACUCAGUAAAUACUUUAGGUAUUAUUUACAUAGUAAUCAAACAGGAUCGUGCAUCGAACGUCGUUUAUAUCGCCACACGUCAAUGGUCAGACUAAGUGUUUUUUUUUAUAUAACCGAUGUAACCAUGGACACCUAUCUCCAUAUAUUGACCCGUGAAGAUCCGGGGUAGAAUAGGUUUUCAGCAACCCACGUUUGCCGUAAAAGGCGACUAUGCUUGUCGUAAGAGGCGACUAACGGGAUCUGGUGGUCAGGCUCGCUGACUUGGAUGA
Haliotis rufescens (red abalone) is the source of this 1316-nucleotide messenger RNA. RefSeq lists its product as uncharacterized. The coding region runs from base 87 to 746 and encodes 219 amino acids. The record is from RefSeq and is a predicted model, not a curated record. Lineage: Eukaryota; Metazoa; Mollusca; Gastropoda; Lepetellida; Haliotidae. The transcript is spliced from 2 exons.